AUGAGUCCUAAUAAGGUGGUGGUUUUUUGGGUUCUUAGUGUUGUUUGGUUUGCUACAACAACUAGUGCAAGAAUUGGCUCUUCUGAGGAUGAGAAGUUAGUGCCUGGUGGAGCAGGGUUUGGAGCUGGAGCUGGAGCUGGUGGUGGGCUUGGAGGAAUAGGGAUUGGAGGUGGUGGUGGUGGUGGGCUUGGUGGAGCUGGAGGUGGGAUUGGUUGGCUUCCAGGCCAUGGUGGGCUUCCAGGCCUUGGUGGUGGUGGUGGGCUUCCGGGGCUUGGAGGAACUGGUGGACUUCCAGGCCUUGGUGGCAGUGGUGGGCUUCCAGGCCUUGGUGGUGGUGGUGGGCUUCCGGGGCUUGGAGGAACUGGUGGACUUCCAGGCCUUGGUGGCAGUGGUGGGCUUCCAGGCCUUGGAGGAACUGGUGGCCUUCCAGGCCUUGGUGGCGGUGGUGGGCUUCCAGGCCUUGGUGGCAGUGGUGGACUUCCUGGCCUUGGUGGAACUGGUGGGCUUGGAGGAACGGGUAGGCUUGGCAAUACUGGUAGUGGUGGCGGGGUUGGAGGUACGGGUGGUCUUGGCAAUACUGGAGGUACGGGUGGGCUUGGCAAUACUGGUGGUGUGGUUGGUGGAACUGGUGGGCUUGGGAAUACUGGUGGCGAGGUUGGUGGAACUGGUGGGCUUGGGAAUACUGGUGGCGGGGUUGGUGGAACUGGCGGAGUUGGAGGUACUGGUGGGGUCCCUUGA
Molecule: messenger RNA, 738 nt
Organism: Tripterygium wilfordii
Lineage: Eukaryota; Viridiplantae; Streptophyta; Magnoliopsida; Celastrales; Celastraceae
Exons: 1
Coding region: 1-738 (245 amino acids)
Source: RefSeq, a predicted model, not a curated record